Messenger RNA from Ipomoea nil (Japanese morning glory), 651 nucleotides. Its product is annotated as Werner syndrome ATP-dependent helicase homolog. Gene Ontology annotation, biological process: nucleobase-containing compound metabolic process. The coding region runs from base 1 to 651 and encodes 216 amino acids. Lineage: Eukaryota; Viridiplantae; Streptophyta; Magnoliopsida; Solanales; Convolvulaceae. The record is from RefSeq and is a predicted model, not a curated record. Gene Ontology annotation, molecular function: 3'-5' exonuclease activity; nucleic acid binding. The transcript has a single exon. Gene Ontology annotation, cellular component: nucleus; cytoplasm.
AUGGAUUCUCAAGUGCAAAUCAAGCCUGCCUAUUCUCCAAAACCCUACAGCUACAAGAUGUUUAAUGUCUACUGCUACAACUAUCGCUUCCGCGCUACCGUAACCGCCACCCCUGGCGUUGUCCGGGACUGGAUCUUCAGAAUGCGGCGUAGACACGCCUACCUCCUCCGCAGCAGGAAGCUGAUCGUUGGACUAGGGGUCCAGUGGACCCCCAUCUACAACCCUGCCGCCACCCUCCAGCUGGCGGUGGGGCGUGAAUGCCUUAUCUUUCAGUUAGCUCAUGCUGCCCGCGCUCCCAGGGCUCUCCGCCGCCUUCUGGAGGAUCCGGACAUAACGCGGGUUGGUGUGAACAACCCGAUGGAUUUGGCAAAGGUGGAGAGGUCAAAGCUGGGGCUUACUGUGGGCGAGGUGGUGGAUCUGGUCCACGUGGCUCGCGACAAAGGAAUAUGCUGCACAAAUCUUCAUCAGGGAAAGUUAUCAAUGGAGGUAUUGGCUGAGAAUAUUCUGGGGAUGGCCGGAAUAAAAAAGGCGCAAGUGGUGGGUAUGAGCGAUUGGGAGGCUAAGAGUCUGAGCGAGGAGCAAGUGCAAUAUGCAUGCCUUGACGCUUCCAUUUCGUUCUUGGUGGGUAAAGCUCUUGAGGCCUGGAACUGA